Molecule: messenger RNA, 2320 nt
Organism: Drosophila persimilis
Lineage: Eukaryota; Metazoa; Arthropoda; Insecta; Diptera; Drosophilidae
Gene: Sk2
Product: sphingosine kinase 2
Exons: 2
Coding region: 78-2054 (658 amino acids)
Biological process (GO): sphingosine biosynthetic process
Cellular component (GO): membrane; cytoplasm; intracellular membrane-bounded organelle
Source: RefSeq, a predicted model, not a curated record
UUAAGUGCUUAGAAUAAGAACAGACAACGAAAAACGAAAAAUUAAAAUGCUGCAAGGCAUCAGAAUCUCAAGCAACUAUGAACGAAUCUUAUGAGAAGAGCAGCACCAGCACAGCGUGCUCUACACCCACAGCUGGGGCUUUGCCCGAACGCCACCACGAUGUUAGCGACACAUUUUACACCAGCCAGCGAAAGGGGAGGAAGUACGUGUUUCGGGUACGGCUGGACAUCAACGGCUUUACACUGCAGCGAGAAUCGCCCAGCGGCACUAUACUCAAGGAGCAGACUGUGAAAAUAUGCAACAUUGUUGGGGCGCGUUGCAUGCGUCUAAAGAAGACCCGCCGCCUGGCCGUAGCCAGUGCGUGCGCCUGCAGCAACGGCAAUCCCAACUCCCCCGCAGCCUCGGUCAAUCGCAGUGCGGCCACGCCCAGCAAAUGCAGUACGGCCAGCAAGGAGAAUUAUCCCUGCGACGACGGCGAUGUGAGCGCCUACCUUUAUGUGUUUGCCUAUGUCCUGAAGAAGAAGAGCCUGCGAAGUGAGUUCCACAGGGAGCGCACUGUUCUCACACUGCGCUUCCGGUCCUUUGACACCUUUGAGGACAAUAUGCGCGAGGCGGAUCGCUGGUACCGCGCUCUGCGCUGGCAGCUCCACCGCACGUUGGAGAGCAUCUUCGUGGUGCGGAACGAGGAAGAUCGGCGACGUCGUGUUUUGGUCAUGCUCAAUCCAAAGUCUGGCUCUGGAAAUGCCCGUGAAGUUUUUAAUAUGCAUGUCACGCCGGUUCUGAACGAGGCCGAGGUGCCGUACGAUCUGUACGUAACGAAGCAUUCCAAUUUUGCCAUUGAAUUUAUGAGCACCCGCUGUCUGGACGCCUGGUGCUGCGUUGUUGCCGUGGGCGGCGAUGGAUUGUUCCACGAGAUAGUCAACGGACUGCUGCAACGCGAGGACUGGGCAAAGGUGCUGCCCAACAUAGCGCUCGGCAUUAUUCCGUGCGGUUCCGGCAACGGCUUGGCCAGGUCUAUUGCCCAUGGAUACAACGAACCAUACUUUAGCAAGCCAGUGCUGGGGGCCGCCUUGACCGUCAUCAGCGGCUGCAGCUCUCCGAUGGAUGUGGUCCGAGUGCAGCUCCAGAGUCGUUCCCUGUACUCCUUCUUAUCGAUUGGCUGGGGCUUCAUUUCGGACGUGGACAUUGAGAGCGAGCGCAUUCGUGUGCUUGGCUAUCAACGCUUCACCAUCUGGACCCUGUACCGCCUGGCGAAUCUUCGCACCUACAACGGCAAGAUCAGUUACCUGCUCACCGAGCAGCAGCAGCCGUCGGAACAGGAGGAGGAUACCUCACACACUCCGCAGCUGAAGAUGCAGACCAGUAGAAGCUGCAACACCCAUAUCGACAAACUGUCCAACACAACCAACAACAACCCGAGCUUCCAUCAUUCCACCGAGUACCUGCCGCAUGAAUUUGCGGAUGUUAUCUCGCUGGAGACGUCUAUCAAUCAAUCGUUUCGCUCCCGCUGUGACAGCUGGCUUUCGGGCGGGUCCCGGCGCAGCUAUUACUAUUCCAUAUCGGAGAGCAUCUAUCAUAGUUUGGCGGACGAGAGCGACAUUGCCGUUCAGGCGGCAAUUGCUCUGGAGAAUCGCCAGCAGAACUUUGGGCCGACGAGCAGCCUGCCGGAGCUGGACGAGCCGCUACCGGAGGACGAAGGAUGGCUUGUCGAGGAGGGGGAGUUCAUCAUGAUGCACGCCGUCUAUCAGACACAUCUGGGCAUCGAUUGUUAUUUUGCGCCCAAGGCCCAAAUGAACGACGGCACCAUUUAUCUGAUUCUCAUACGCGGCGGCAUCAGUCGCCCCCACCUCCUCAGCUUCCUGUACAACAUGAGCACGGGCACGCACCUGCCCGAGGUGAACAACGAGUAUGUGAAGGUGUUGCCGGUGCGGGCCUUCCGCCUGGAGCCACACGACAAUCAUGGCAUCAUCACAAUCGAUGGCGAACGCGUCGAAUUUGGGCCGCUGCAGGCCGAGGUUCUGCCGGGCAUAGCGCGUGUGAUGGUGCCCAAGUGAAGAACGACAGGAUGAAUUUCAGUCACAGGAGCAAUAUAAUCUCUUUAUAGGAAUCUCUGCAUUUGUAUAUGUAGCAAAUAUUUGUUAUUGGUACUUAGGGCUGGACGGACGAAACGAAACGAAAGCCAGUGAAAGAAAGUUGUGCAUUCUUUUUUCCAUUUUGUAGUUGGCAUGCUUCUACAAAAUACCUAUAUUGUUAACAUUUUUCAACAUUAUGGCAGUUAUUAACAAAAAUUACAAGCAUGUAUAUACAAUUUAAAAAAUAA